This is a messenger RNA of Closterium sp. NIES-65, 1125 nucleotides long. NCBI's taxonomy places the organism in Eukaryota, Viridiplantae, Streptophyta, Zygnematophyceae, Desmidiales, Closteriaceae. The record is from the annotation of a GenBank genome assembly.
AUGGAAUCUGGGAGAAGGGGAUGGAAUCUGGGAGGAGGGGAUGGAAUCUGGGAGAAGGGGAUUGAAUCUGAGAGGGCGCGAUGGAAUCUGGGAGAAGGGGAUGGAAUCGGGGAGAAGGGGAUGGAAUCAGGGAGAAGGCGAUGGAAUGUGGGAGAAGGGGAUGGAAUGUGGGAGAAGGGGAUGGAAUCGGGGAGAAGGGGAUGGAAUCAGGGAGAAGGCGAUGGAAUGUGGGAGAAGGGGAUGGAAUCUGGGAGAAAGGGAUGGAAUCUGGGAGAAGGAGAUGGAAUGAGGGAGAACAGGAUGGAAUCUGGGAGAAGGGGAUGGAAUAUGGGAGAAGGGGAUGGAAUCUGGGAGAAGGGGACAGAAUCUGGGAGAAGGGGAUGGAAUGAGGGAGAAGGAGAAGGGGAUAGAAUCUGGGAGAAGGGAAUGGAAUCUGGGAGAAGGGGAUGGAAUCUGGGAGAAGGGGAUGGAACAAGGGAGAAGGGGAUGGAAACUAGGAGAAGGGGAUCGAAUCUGGGAGAAGGGAAUGGAAUCUGGGAGAAGGGGAUGGAAUCUGGGAGAAGGGGAUGGAAUCUGGGAGAAGGGGAUGGAAUUAGGGAGAAGGGGAUGGAAGCUGGGAGAAGGGGAUGGAAUCUGGGAGAAGAGGAUGGAAUCUGGGAGAAGGGGAUGGAAUCUGGGAGAAGGGGAUGGAAUCUGGGAGAAGGGGCUGGAAUCUGGGAGAAGGGGAUGGAAUCUGGGAGAAGGGGAUGGAAUCUGGGAGAAGGGGAUGGAAUCUGGGAGAAGGGGAUGGAAUCUGGGAGAAGGGGAUGGAAUCUGGGAGAAGGGGAUGGAAUCAGGGAGAAGGGGAUGGAAUAUGGGAGAAGGGUAUGGAAUCUGGGAGAAGGGGAUGGAAUCGGAGAGAAGGGGAUGGAAUAUAGGAGAAGGGGAUGGAAUCUGGGAGAAGGGGAUGGAAUCUGGGAGAAGGAGAUGCAAUUAGGGAGAAGAGGAUGGAAUCUGGGAGAAGGGGAUGGAAUCGGGGAGAAGGGGAUGGAAUCAGGGAGAAGGGGAUGGAAUAUGGGAGAAGGGGAUGGAAUCUGGGAGAAGGGGAUAGAAUCAGGGAGAAGGAGAUGGAAUGAGGGAGAAUAG